This is a messenger RNA of Eupeodes corollae, 2358 nucleotides long. RefSeq lists its product as uncharacterized. Bases 1 to 2358 code for a protein of 785 amino acids. Lineage: Eukaryota; Metazoa; Arthropoda; Insecta; Diptera; Syrphidae. Gene Ontology annotation, molecular function: nucleic acid binding. The record is from RefSeq and is a predicted model, not a curated record. Gene Ontology annotation, biological process: DNA integration. The transcript has 2 exons.
AUGAAAGAAAUUCUUAGUCCAGUUAAAUUUAGUAAAUGGGCUAGUCCACUUGUAGUCGUGGUCAAAAAGAACGGUGACAUAAGACUUUGUGCAGAUUUUAAGGUUUCCCUUAACAAAGUGACUGAUAUGGAGCACUACCCUAUUCCAAACGUUGAUGAUAUGCUAGCAUCACUGGAAGGAGGUUCCGUGUUCUGUGUUCUCGAUCUAACUGGGGCCUUUCAGCAGUUAAAAAUAGCACCUGAGUCGCAAGAAUUUUGUACAGUUAACACUCAUCUAGGAUUGAUGCGCUACAAUAGGCUUACGUAUGGACUGAAGAGCGCACCAUGUAUUUUCCAAAAGACUAUGGAUGAAAUCCUGCGUGGUACUAAUGCCUUAUGUUACAUAGAUGAUGUUUUUGUGAAAGGAAAGUCUUUUGAAGAUUGUGCUGAAAAUCUAGAGCAUUACCUAGGACAUGUCAUUACAAGUUUUGGUAUAAAGCCAAGUCCGGGUAAGAUAGAAGCGAUACAAAAAGCACCUAUUCCUAAAAAUGUAACUCAAGUCAAGUCAUAUCUAGGACUGCUCAAUUAUUACAGGAAGUUCGUCCCAAUGCAGUCGUCCUUGUUAGCUCCACUUUAUAAGCUUACUUGUAGUGGAACAACUUUUGUCUUGGAGUCUUCUUGUCAAGAUGCGUUCAAUAAAAGUAAAGAAGCCCUAAGUAAAGAAACGCUUUUACAGCAUUACAACUCUUCACAACCCUUAAUACUAUCUUGCGAUGCCAGUAAGGAAGGUGUAGGAGCCGUAGUUAGUCAGAUAAAAGAAAACAAAGAGUGUCCUGUUGUUUUUGCUUCGGCAACAUUAAACUCAGCGGAGAAAAACUACUCUCAAGUAGAAAAAGAGGCACUUGCCAUCAUUUUUGGUGUACGUAAAUUUUACAAGUAUUUAGUUGGAAAAAAAUUUACCCUAUUCACGGACCAUCAGCCCUUGAAAGUCAUUUUUGAUGUAAGAAAAGGAGUUACAGUCACUGCAGCCAGUCGUCUUCAGCGAUGGGCUCUUUUAUUAUCAGCUUUUGACUAUGAGAUAAAGUAUAAAAAGGGUCGAGAAAUGUCAGGUCCGGAUGCUAUGUCACGUCUGCCAUUGAAAAAGAGCCGAACGCACGAAAUGACAGAGCAUCUUAUUAACGUGUUCAAGGAAGAUGAAUAUGUUCCCAUUUCAUAUGAAGACAUCGCCCAUCAUACGAGAAAAGAUGCCGUAUUAUGCAAAGUCAUCGAACUAGUUCAAAACGGUUGGCCGGACCAUAUUCAGGAUGAUGUUUCAAAACCUUUUUUUACUCGAAAAUAUUCGUUGUCAAUCGAACAAGUAUGUAUUUUAUACGGAAUACGGGUACUUGUUCCCACGUCUCUUCGUUCAGAUGUUCUACAGCUGUUACAUCAAGAGCACCCUGGAAUUGUUAAGAUGAAACUUCUUGCCAGAUCAAUUUGCUGGUGGCCCAAAAUCGAUCAGGAUAUAGAGGAAAUAUGCGCAGGAUGCGUUCCUUGUCAACAAAUUAGAGGAGACAAUACCCUGGAGAAGUCGUUUUUGGGUUGGCCAAAACUAGAAAAACCAUGGAUACGUCUUCACAUAGACUUUUUUUCAUUCAGCGGAAAAACGUUUUUAUUAUCUGUUGAUGCCACGUCUAAAUGGAUGGAUGUUUUUUAUAUGACGUCUACUACAGCAGAUGCGAUGAUUCUAAAACUUAGGCAGUUGUUUUCAACUUUUGGAUUACCUGAACAAUUAGUUUCCGAUAAUGGUCCUCCAUUUACGUCAGAUCGUUUUAUUCGUUUUUUAAAAAGCAAGGGAGUUGAUGUUAUGAAAAGUCCCCCAUAUUUUCCUCAAGCUAACGUAUUAGCCGAGAGAUUCGUUCAAGUAGUAAAAAAGUUUUUUAAAAAGAAAUUUAUCGAGGGAAAGCAAUAUUCACAAUAUGAAAUAGAAUCUAAUGUUUCUGAAUUUUUAUUUUCCUACAGAAAUUCACCAUCCCCUUCAACCAGAAUGUGUCCAGCAAACUACAUGUUCAAAAAUUCACCACGGACCGUUUUGCGUCAAAUUCAGCCAACAUUUGGUCAAAACAGUAACCCUGCAGCUAAGAAUUUAAACAGAACGGACAAGAAAUUUAUUUAUGCGGUGGGAGAGAAGAUAUGGUUGCGAAUUUUGAAAACUUGGGACAAAGCUACAGUACUUCAAUGCAUCAGCGGCAAUAGGUAUCUUGUGAAACAUGAAAACAACGUAAGGAUUGCUCAUCAACACCAAAUGCGCCCAUGUUUGGAAAAUCAACUAACUAACCAUCAACCACAACCUCAAAGAAUACGACACGUUAUCCUGUCACAAUACCUGAAGAAGAACUAA